Thlaspi arvense is the source of this 1578-nucleotide messenger RNA. The record is from the annotation of a GenBank genome assembly. NCBI's taxonomy places the organism in Eukaryota, Viridiplantae, Streptophyta, Magnoliopsida, Brassicales, Brassicaceae.
AUGGGAUCUGGGCGGAGCAAAUUAUCUCGAGGCUCGUCGUUGCCUUCGACAGCGAGAGAAGACUCCGGCACGGCUCUACCUCCGUCGUCUUCGAGUGGUGGUGGAAGGAGGAGAAGAUCAAAGAGUCUGCUUUGUUCUCUUCACUCUUCUUGCCUUGCUUCAUCUUCUACUUCUCACGACAGUGACGAUGAUGAUGAACAGGUGUGCAAGCUUCAUGAAAGUGUCUCGCGGAGAAGAAUGGAAUCUAGGAAUCAAGGAAAUGCAGAAGAUUGCGAUGAUAAAGAGUUAGAAGAUGAGAAAAAACCUGAAAACGAAAGUCUCGAGCUUGAUGAUGAGUGUGCUGUUGAAGAAGAAGAAGAAGAAGCAACUGUAAGCACUGUGAAUAAUGUUGGCGGUUCGACGCAAGAAUCUUCAACUCCAGGUCGCGUUUUCUCGCAUUUCAGAUUCCUCCCUGGUAACAUAAGCUCCAGACUUGGCAGAGCUUCAAGCUCAAGAUCAUUCAAUACUACUUAUCCAAUCACUUCUUCUCAAGAAGAAGGUGUUAAUCCUCCACCUUCAGAGUCUGCUAUUAGGCUCGUUGAUAGAGCCGAGUCUCCGAGAAUACCUGUGAUUGACAAUGUAGUUAGAGAUAUUGAUGGCAUGGACAGUACUAAUGCUGGAGUUCUUGAUAGAAGACAUGUUGUUAGGGAACCUUCCAAUUCCAUUGACCGGAAUGUUAGCUUUAGCAGAACCCUGAGUGUUGGACGACUCCGAGACAGAGUUCUUCGCCGGUCUUCACUCUCUGACGUCACAUUCCGUCCUCAGCAACAGGGAGAAGACGAUGCUGAUCUCUCCUCUGCUGAUACCGCAGCAGCGGAAGAAGCUCCUGUGGCGUCAACACCUAUGCUAAACCGUUCCGCUUCCUCCAUUCGAAGAGCGAUAUUCGGGAUUCAAGAACCUGAAACUCCUGGCUCUCUUGUCAGAGAUGGUGUGUAUUAUGGUGUGUUAGAGAACCCAUCAGUUUUUCUUGAAAGGAGGAGGAGAAUAAGAUCUCAGGUCCGUGCUCUUCAAAGAUUGGGAAACGGGUUUGAGAAUAUCACUGGCCUUCAUCAUCAUCAUAUUAGGAGUUGUGUCUUAUCAAACCCAAAUCAGUUAGGUCGUUGCACAUGCCGCGAAAUUACUUACCAUCGUAACACCACAGCAACAGCUACAACAGAUGAAACAAAUGCAAGAGCUAGCAUCUCAAGGAUCGUAUUGUUAGCUGAAGCUCUCUUCGAGGUUCUUGAUGAGAUUCAUCAGCAAUCUGCUGCCUUGUCCUCUCAACAACCAUCAGUAUCAUCAAUAGGAUCUGUUCCUGCACCUCAUGACGUUGUGGACUCAUUACCUGUGAAACAGUAUACUAAAUCAGAAAGCGAGGAACCGUCACAAUGUUAUAUAUGCCUUGUGGAGUAUGAAGAAGGAGACACUAUAAGGACACUUCCUUGUCAUCAUGAAUUCCAUACGACCUGUGUGGAUAGAUGGCUUAAAGAGAUUCACAGAGUAUGUCCUCUAUGUCGUGGAGACAUUUGUAUACAUGAUCCAUCAUCUGAACGACAUUGA